Molecule: messenger RNA, 1683 nt
Organism: Pygocentrus nattereri (red-bellied piranha)
Lineage: Eukaryota; Metazoa; Chordata; Actinopteri; Characiformes; Serrasalmidae
Product: phospholipid phosphatase 6-like
Exons: 3
Coding region: 484-1227 (247 amino acids)
Molecular function (GO): sphingosine-1-phosphate phosphatase activity
Source: RefSeq, a predicted model, not a curated record
GGUAAAAGACAGACAGACAGGUGGUGGUAAAUGGGGUAGCUGUGCAGCUCAUUUUGUUGCUGGUGAAGAUGCUGGUCCAGAUUCGGUCUGUGCACCGUGUCCGAAACACUAAUUGACACUGAUUCAUGUUCAACCAUCACGCGGGACCCUGAAGCAGCUGGACCCGAGCCUCAGGUCACCAUGCUCAAUGCCAAGCGUCGGCUAGAGGGAUAUAAACCAUCACUGCAGCCCAGCUCAGGGCAAUGCUGAACUUCAGUGGAACUUUUCAGAGCUCGUAUGUCCAUGUAGGCGCCCUGGCCACGUGACUGCCAGUCCCCCGUUCUCUCGAUCUGAGCGCCGCUACUUUGGAGAGCCGGUGUGGAGAAGAUGGCGCAGGCCAGAGAGUUCCCAUAGCGCGUCAACAGCGCGAGCGGUUUGAAGCAGGACUGACCAAAACCUUCGGGACACUUUGCUCUCGGCCUCGCUUUGUCUCCACCGUCCCUCAUGCCGUCUCCUGGAGCCAGACGGAGCAGCUGGGCGAACGGCAGCAGGUGUGAGCCGGGCUCCUCCUCGCGCAGGCGGGCGUCCAGCUGUUCGUGUCCGGCCGGUGGAGCUCCGAGCUCCCGGCGCCUCAGUCAGCCCUUCGCCGCCGUGGCGCUGCGCUCUCUGCUGGCUGUGGAUCUGUGGCUGUCCCGCCGCCUGGGGGUCUGCGCCGCGGAGGACUCGCUGCUGGGGGGCAUCCGGCCGCUGGUGAAGCUGCUGGAGCUCUCAGCCCACCGGACACCGUGGGUCAGCAGCGCCGUGUACCUGUUACUGACCAGCCGGACAGCCGAGGAGCAGGAGCUCGUCAUCAACCUGCUGAUGGCCUUACUACUAGACCACAUCUUGGUGAGAGUCAUCAAGGCUUUCGUCCGUUAUCACAGCUCAGAGAUGUUUGCGACCGUCCCUCCUCAUCCUCGCUACUCCUUCCCAUCAGGCCACGUUACACGGGCCGCCAUGUGUGCCUGUUUCCUGCACGCUCGCCUGCUGCUGGACGCUCCUGUGCGGGCUCUGCUGCUGGUCUGGGCGGCUCUGAUGGGUCUCUCUCAGGUCCUGCUCGGGCAGCACAAUGUCAGCGGGGUGACCCUGGCCCUGGCCAUGGGCUACUGCCAGUACAGCCUGGUGGAAAGGUGCUGGGUGCCCAGCGACUGGCUGCAGGACAUCAUGCUGACCGUGCUGGGGUGCAGCCAGGUCACUCUGAAGGACUGAGAAACUGAGAUGAUGAUGAGGCAGGUCACUCCGAAUGACUGAAUAACUGAUCAGCAUGCCACGCACUGUUAGUUACUGUCACCGCGCACAACAUAUUGAUUGAUAUAUGAUUUUGAAGUGAGUUUAGGCUUUAAUAUAUAUGAUAUGGUAUUAAGAGAAUGAGGUUUGUCAUAUUUAUGGAUAUUUGAGCCCUAAAGCACGACAGUGCCUUCAGUUUAGGUGUCCGCACUGGCACUAUAGUACUAGAAGAUCCCAAAUAACAGAAAAAUGUUGGACUUUUCAUUCUGAAUCAAAGCUCACGGCUCCUGAUACUUUGAAGAACAGAACUAACAUCAUUUUAUGAGCAAAUAUUUGUAUGGUUUUGUAUUUAAUUCUGCGCUUAAUAUACUUCAAAAUGUAACCUCUGAUAUUUCAACAUCUAAACAACUUUUAUAGUUUCAAACCAUAUAAAUUCCU